This is a messenger RNA of Pterocles gutturalis (yellow-throated sandgrouse), 534 nucleotides long. RefSeq names its product zinc finger protein Eos-like. The annotation marks the transcript as partial. The transcript has 3 exons. Gene Ontology annotation, molecular function: RNA polymerase II cis-regulatory region sequence-specific DNA binding; DNA-binding transcription factor activity. Lineage: Eukaryota; Metazoa; Chordata; Aves; Pterocliformes; Pteroclidae. Gene Ontology annotation, biological process: regulation of transcription by RNA polymerase II. The record is from RefSeq and is a predicted model, not a curated record.
GUAGCGGGGAUUCCUCGCUGGAGAAGGAGUUCAGCUCAGCGAUCGUGGGACCCACGGUGAGCACACCCAACAGCCAGCACUCCUCCCCAAGCCGCUCGCUCAGCGCAAACUCUAUCAAGGUGGAGAUGUACAGCGAUGAGGAAGCCAGCCGGCUGCUGUCGCAGGACGACCGGAUGCUGGAGAAGGAGGACAGCGUGAUCGUGGAGGACUCGCUCUCGGAGCCCCUGGGCUACUGCGACGGGUCGGGCCAGGAGCCGCACUCCCCCGGGGGCAUCCGGCUGCCCAACGGCAAGCUGAAGUGCGACAUCUGCGGCAUGGUGUGCAUCGGCCCCAAUGUGCUGAUGGUGCACAAGCGCAGCCACACCGGAGAAAGGCCGUUCCACUGCAACCAGUGCGGAGCCUCCUUCACCCAGAAGGGAAACCUCCUGCGGCACAUCAAACUGCACUCCGGCGAGAAGCCCUUCAAAUGUCCCUUCUGCAACUACGCCUGCCGCAGGAGGGACGCACUCACCGGCCACCUGCGAACGCACUCCG